AUGAGGAAUAUAGAAACUUUCGUCCUCACAGAUAAGUAUGCAACUUGUUAUCCCAAAUGCAAAAAUGAUGGGGAGUGCCUCAGACCUGGAAAAUGCCAAUGUCCUCCUGGCUAUGGGGGUAGAUACUGUCAUAAAGUGAGCUGUGAAGGAGGCUGUCAGAACGGAGGGCAGUGCAUCUCUGUCAACGGCAUCGUGAAGUGCCUCUGUGCAUCUGGCUGGACGGGAUCAAGGUGCCAGGAAGCAAUUUGUCCUCAAGGCUGUCGGAAUAACGGGGCUUGCGUGGCUCCUGGGAUUUGUAGCUGUCCCGCUGGCUGGGUCGGUGGAGCAUGUCACUUAGCCGUGUGCAAGCUGCCCUGCGAGCACGGAGGGAAGUGCGUAGCUCCAAACACGUGCCGGUGUCGACCGCCCUACUCCGGUCUCCAGUGCACAAAGAAAAGGAAGGAAUGAAGCGGCCUCAGCAAAGACGAGCUCCGUUU
Tinamus guttatus (white-throated tinamou) is the source of this 476-nucleotide messenger RNA. The record is from RefSeq and is a predicted model, not a curated record. NCBI's taxonomy places the organism in Eukaryota, Metazoa, Chordata, Aves, Tinamiformes, Tinamidae.